AAGCAGCGGGCAGCGGGGCCGGGCGGCUUUCCCGGGCUCUCGCUGCCCUCCCCCGCCUCCCCGCACCUCCCCGAGCGGCCGCGGGGCUUCCCGGAGCUGCGGCCGGGGCGGCGGGGAAGGCGGGCGCAUGGAGAUGCAUGUUCCAUUUGUCCUGUGGGCCUUCCUCUUUUUUGGAGUGGUCAGUUCCAGUCCAGUCCCAAGCAAGCUUUUUGGGGAGAUCAGAUCCCCUGGUUAUCCCAAGCCAUAUCCCAACAAUAACAUCAGCACCUGGGAUAUCCGUGUCCCAAAAGGCUAUGUGGUGAAGCUGACCUUCAGAUAUUUUGACCUAGAGCCAUCUGAGUCCUGCUUCUAUGACUAUGUUAAGAUCAAAGCAGACAAGAAGAACUUGGGCCGAUACUGUGGCCAGCUUGGGUCGACCACAGGCAAUCACCCAGGAAGGAAAAAAUUUGUGUCUAAGGGGAACAGGAUGCACCUGGCAUUUCACUCUGAUUUCUCCAACGAUGACAAUGGCACAGUGAUUCCCUACAGGGGCUUCCUGGCCUAUUACCAAGCUGUGGAUCUUGACGAAUGUGACCCUAACAAUGCUGCUGAGGAAGAUGAAAGGCCUCAGUGCCAGCACUUCUGCCACAACUAUGUGGGGGGCUACUUCUGUUCUUGCCGGACUGGCUACCAGCUUCAGAGUGACCACCACUCCUGCAAAGUGGAGUGCAGCAGUGAGUUGUACACAGAGGCCUCUGGGUACCUGAGCAGCCCUGAGUACCCCCAGCCCUAUCCGGAAGAGCUCCGGUGUAACUACAGCAUCCGUCUGCCAAAGGGCCUGUCUAUCACCCUCAACUUCUUGGAACCCUUUGAGAUUGAUGACCACCAGCAAGUCCACUGUCCUUAUGACCAGCUCAAGAUCCAAGCACGAGGGAGAGUGAUUGGUGAAUUCUGUGGCAAGAAGUCACCUGACAGCAUUGAAACCAACAGCAAUGAGGUGGACAUACUCUUCCUCACUGAUGAGUCAGGGUUCAGCCGUGGCUGGAAGAUCCACUACACCUCAGAGAAAAUAAAGUGCCCACAGCCUGUCCCACGGGACCAGUUUACCAUCAUCAGAGACCUGCAGCCUGUGUAUCAAUUUCAGGACUAUUUUGUUGCCAGCUGCAAGACCGGGUAUAACCUGAUGGAGGGCAACCAGAAGUUGCUGUCCUUCACGGCUGUCUGCCAGGCUGAUGGGACGUGGCAUCAAUCCAUGCCCCGCUGUGAGAUUGUGAACUGUGGGAACCCUGCAGACCUGACCAAUGGGGCAUUCAGCUAUGUUAAUAAACCUGCAAACAACACCUACCAGUCAGUGAUCACAUACCGCUGCAAUGAGCCCUAUUAUCACAUUGUCACUGGAGCAGGUGGUGACAGAUUCACCUGCUCUCCUGAGGGAACUUGGGUGGAUGGAGAUGGCCAGGUGAGGAUUCCUGCCUGCUUGCCAGUGUGUGGGAAGCCAGUCAAUCCUGUUACCGCAGUCGAGCGGAUCCUGGGCGGCAAGUCAGCAGGGAGAGGGAAUUUCCCUUGGCAGGCUCUGACUGGCAUCCAAGGACGAGGGGGUGGUGCACUCCUGGGCGACCGUUGGAUCCUCACUGCCGCCCACACCAUCAUCCCCAAAGGGGCAGGAAGGAAUGAGGUGAGUCUGGACCAGGUAGCAGAGGAUGCUAAUAUUUUCCUCGGCCACACCAACGUAGAAGAGCUCUACAAGAUAGGUAACCACCCUGUACGAAGGAUCUUCAUCCAUCCAGAUUACAACCCUGAAGAUGAGUAUAACUUCAACGGGGACAUAGCUCUGCUGGAACUGAAAUACCCAGUAACCCUGGGCCCUACAGUUCUGCCCAUCUGUCUCCCAGAUACUGCCAACACCACGUUCUAUGAGGAUGGGCAUGUAGGCUAUGUGAGUGGCUUUGGUGUGGAGAAGAACUUUGUUUCCAAUGACUUGAAGUAUGUGAGCCUGCCGGCGGUCGCUCGAGAGAAGUGUCAGAGUUGGCUGGAUAGUAAGAGGCGAGAUAUACCUGUAGUUUUCUCUGAGAACAUGUUCUGUGCCGGCUUCCUCACAAUCAAACAGGAUACCUGCCAGGGGGACAGUGGGAGCAUCUUCACAGUGUUAGACACACAGAGUGGUCGUUGGGUGGCUACUGGUAUUGUUUCUUGGGGUAUCGGCUGUGCCCAAGGCUAUGGCUUCUACACGAAGGUCCUCAACUAUUUGGACUGGAUCAAGGGGAUAGUAAGGGAGGAUAGGCUCUAACUGUUGUUGUUCUGCUACCUGGAGCAUCAAAGAAGAAUAAAAUAAUAACAAGAAUAAGAAUCAAACAAGAAUAAAAAAAAAAAACAAAACAUACCAAUUUCCAAACACAGUAAAGCUUUUGAUGACAUCCCAAAGGCUUUUCAAACACUUAAACCAUGUAACUUUCAUCAUGAGCACUUCUGAAAGCCACCGUAUUGUUUGAAGAAUUCUUGGUGGUACUAUCAAGACUUAGAAAAGCUGCUGCACCAUUGGCAGCUUGUGGGAUGCCUUUGUGGAUGUUCUGGUUCUUCCAAAUCUCAUUAGUGGAUGAAGCCUGAACAGUGUCAGGAAAUCUCAUGACAGCAAACAUCUUACUGUUUGAAGUCCUGAGGAUGUCAUCAGAAUACUUUAGCCUACUUUUGUACUUCAUAGUGUCAGAUGUUUGCAGGGCAGCAGACUUCCUUGAAGGAUGUGGUGCUUUGUGCUGAGUGUGCACAUGCCACACAUGUGGCAUCAGUAAGAUUCUGUUACUAUUAAAAUCAUGGCUGGAGAAACCA
Molecule: messenger RNA, 2802 nt
Organism: Apus apus (common swift)
Lineage: Eukaryota; Metazoa; Chordata; Aves; Apodiformes; Apodidae
Gene: C1R
Product: complement C1r
Exons: 11
Coding region: 128-2266 (712 amino acids)
Biological process (GO): zymogen activation; complement activation
Cellular component (GO): extracellular region; blood microparticle
Molecular function (GO): calcium ion binding; serine-type endopeptidase activity
Source: RefSeq, a predicted model, not a curated record